This is a messenger RNA of Pararge aegeria (speckled wood butterfly), 408 nucleotides long. Its product is annotated as chymotrypsin inhibitor Ani s 6-like. The coding region runs from base 36 to 341 and encodes 101 amino acids. Lineage: Eukaryota; Metazoa; Arthropoda; Insecta; Lepidoptera; Nymphalidae. The record is from RefSeq and is a predicted model, not a curated record. The transcript has 3 exons.
AUAACUGUUAUUGGGUGAACACCCGUCGUAUCAAUAUGAUUGCCAAGGUCUUUUUUGUGCUCGUGUUUGGGUAUAUAGCGUCUGUUGUCUAUACGACACCGCUAGAUGAGCAAAAACUAUUUAAGUGUCCCCCGAAUGAAAAAUAUUACAAAUGCAGCCUGGAGGUCUGUUAUAAGAAAUGUGAUAACAUUGCGAAUCCACCACCGUGCCCUCAGAUUGCAGCAAACUGCUUCAAGCCAUCCUGUGAAUGUAUUGAUCAUUAUUUACGAGAUAAAGAAGGCGGCCAAUGCAUACCUGAAGAAAAUUGCCCUCAAUUUGAAAAAUUGAAAUUGGUUCCAUGAUCGCAUAAGUAGACUAUCGAUUCGUUAUUUUAUUAUAUACAAUAAAAUAAAUACACUAUAUACUAAA